Molecule: messenger RNA, 1045 nt
Organism: Pristis pectinata (smalltooth sawfish)
Lineage: Eukaryota; Metazoa; Chordata; Chondrichthyes; Rhinopristiformes; Pristidae
Product: tumor necrosis factor ligand superfamily member 6-like
Exons: 4
Coding region: 71-811 (246 amino acids)
Biological process (GO): positive regulation of canonical NF-kappaB signal transduction; apoptotic process; extrinsic apoptotic signaling pathway via death domain receptors
Cellular component (GO): membrane
Molecular function (GO): tumor necrosis factor receptor binding
Source: RefSeq, a predicted model, not a curated record
GCUACUGAAGAAGGCAUUACCAAAGGAAGUACUGCUCUGCAGGCUUAUUUAUUUGCUUGAGUGACCGACCAUGCAACAGAGCUAUGCAUAUCCACAAGUGUUCAUGGUGGAUGGAAAUCCGAACUGCAAUCCUUAUGUGCAGGCACCAGUCUGGACUCUGCCCACAUUGAAGAAGAGGAGAAAGUGGGACUGCAAGACAGUGGCCUCCAUUCUGAUCCUGAACUUGGUUCUACUAGCUCUGGCGUGGGUUGCACUGGGGACAGUCUAUUUAAUUGACCUCCAAAAGGAUAUUAAAGAAAUAAAAGAGGACAAAAGAGAGAAGAGUCCACAUGCAGAGAAAAUUAUUGGAGCUCAAAAUGUGACAGAGCCACCUAAGAAUCUCAAAGCAGCUGCACAUCUAACAGUAGGUUCUUAUAACAACAAAGGUUCCAACCCACUCAUGUGGGACGAUCGUCUGGGCCAUGCAUUUACCAGGGGUGUCCUAUAUAAAGACAGAGGUCUGUUCGUCAAUGAAACUGGAUUUUUCUUCGUAUAUUCAAAGAUCUAUUUCCGAGCAUUCAGAUGUGAAGUAAACAAGAAUUUGGAGCACGUCAUAUUCAAACGAACAAAUCGCUAUCACAAAGAUUUGAUUCUCAUGGAAACCAAGAAAACAAGCUAUUGUUCAUUGAAUGACAAGGAAUGGGCCACAAAUAGUUACCAAGCAGGAAUAGUAUUUCUUUCCAGAGGAGAGUCCCUUUAUGUUAAUGUGUCAUAUCCAAAGCUAGUUGACUCCGAUGAAUCUAAAACUUUCUUUGGAUUAUAUAAGCUUUAACACACUUUUGCUAAUUUAUAUAUUACUGAAUAGCUGAAAUAAUUUUAUUUAAACAAAAAUUAAAAUAAUGUAUUCCACUCACAUAUGUCCUGAACACCGACAUUUAAGAUCUUCACCCUUUGAUUGAUCCUUUCAGUUUCCAACCACGAAAGAAUUUGGGAAAGCGAUUCACUUUGAUCUUCCAGCCUAUUUUACCUGGGGAUGAUCUGCUCUCCGCAGGAGGGAGGAGUGGAU